Messenger RNA from Drosophila melanogaster (fruit fly), 587 nucleotides. It is a transcript of the gene Jig, whose product is annotated as Jig. The record is from RefSeq and is marked reviewed. The coding region runs from base 48 to 524 and encodes 158 amino acids. Lineage: Eukaryota; Metazoa; Arthropoda; Insecta; Diptera; Drosophilidae. The transcript has a single exon.
CGGUAUAUAAGACCGUGCUACCAUCCGAAGACACCAUCAAUCUGAAAAUGAGGGCCACAUCGAUCAUCUUAUCAGGAGUUCUUGUCCUGGUCGCUUGCCUAUUGAGGAGUAGCGAGGCGGUGACCUGCACCGCCGACCCCAAUGUCACUGGAUGCAUCGACUGCACCACCAGUCCAAGCGAUCCGGAGUGCGUGGCUGAGGCCGCUAAUACCACUACGAAACCCGCAGAUGGAACAGAUACCACGACACCCACCACAGGAGGAAGCACCGAUGCGACCCCGGCGGGAUCUACAACGCCUACUUCGCCAAGCGGCACUGUCACUCCAGCUCCGACCAGCUCACCUAGUGACUCCACGUCGCCCAGCGACUCCACACCCACUUCAAACAACGCGGCUGCUGUGGCCAGAAGGAGGAGGAGGAUGGCGGCCAGGAGGCGCGCUCAAAGGAGGAGGCGUGCACAAAGGAGGAGGGACCAGAGGAGGAGGAGGGCCCAAAGGCGCAGGAGGCAAAACCAAUCGGGCUAAAGCCAACAUUCGAUUUUAUAAAAUUUAAAAAAAAAUACUAAAUAAAACCUAUAUUCAGCAUCC